UUAAGGUCAUUGUGACAUGCCCGAUAUCUCUCAUGGAGUUGGUGGACGGUUUUCUGUAUGGACAUUAAUAAUGUUCCCAAAUUAUUUGGAAAUUAGACAGUGUCACUUGUUUAAAACAACAGAAAGCAGCGCUUUGGCACUUUUACCCGCUUGGAAACUACACACUUUAUCCUGAACAUGUCAAAUCCAUCGCCGUUACCGGAGAAGUCGAGUCCGGUCACGUCGCAGGCGACUGAAAAAGCGCUGUUUGGCGACUGCUGGAGCUGUCGAAUCCUCUCGGGCGGUGGGCUGCUGGCUUCAGGAGGAUAUGUGGGCAUGCAAGCGCAGAGAGUCAUGCGUUUGGGUGGACCUGCAUCUAUGGGCACAGUGGCUCAGUUAAUGUUCGCUGCAGGUUUGGCUGCCUGGGGCCUCGUUGUGAUCUUUGAUCCAGUGGGAAAGAAAACAAAAACACCAUAGCUUUGCAUUUGUUCUUUCUAUAUCCACAUGAACUUAUUGUGCCACACUGGCAGUAACUGUGAGAAUGUAAUGGCACAUGAUUCAGUGUUUAAUUAAAUGUUUUUAUUUGCAAUUUACAAAAGCUUUUUCUUUCAUCAAAGUGAUUCAGUUUUAUUAUAUAUUACAUACUUUACAAAUCAGUUUACAAAUGUAGCAUAUAAAGUGCCCAAAAUUAGUUUUUAUGAAUCAGCUGACUUUUUUUUAUUACACAUUUUGUUUCCCAUUAGUAAUGUCAGCCAAAGUGAGUUGUUCAGGAAUGAAGUGAA
This is a messenger RNA of Labeo rohita (rohu), 761 nucleotides long. It is a transcript of the gene dmac1, whose product is annotated as distal membrane arm assembly component 1. The transcript has 2 exons. Lineage: Eukaryota; Metazoa; Chordata; Actinopteri; Cypriniformes; Cyprinidae. The record is from RefSeq and is a predicted model, not a curated record. Bases 178 to 456 code for a protein of 92 amino acids.